Impatiens glandulifera is the source of this 1545-nucleotide messenger RNA. Its product is annotated as cytochrome P450 714C2-like. Bases 1 to 1545 code for a protein of 514 amino acids. Gene Ontology annotation, molecular function: oxidoreductase activity, acting on paired donors, with incorporation or reduction of molecular oxygen; heme binding; iron ion binding. NCBI's taxonomy places the organism in Eukaryota, Viridiplantae, Streptophyta, Magnoliopsida, Ericales, Balsaminaceae. The transcript is spliced from 2 exons. The record is from RefSeq and is a predicted model, not a curated record.
AUGUUUUCAGCUCUCAUUUCCUUCGGAUUGGUGGCUCUACUCGGUUUAAUUUUCCGGCUCUACAAAACCCUAGUCGCCGAACCAGAUCUUCUACGGUCCAAGCUCCGAAAACAAGGGCUGUCUGGACCGCCCCCAUCUUUUCUCUUGGGAAAUAUAAAGGAGAUUCAGGUCGCCCUUUCUGCGGCCAAGUCAGCCUGCGUUCGUGGGAUCGCACCAAAAACGCACGAUUGUGCGUCGACACUGUUGCCGUUCUUAGAGAAAUGGAGGAAGUUGUAUGGAGAAGUCUUCAUGUUUUCGCUGGGGAAUAUUCAAAUAGUGCAUGUAACUCAACCGGAUAUGGUGAAAGAGAUAAGCACAUGCACGUCUAUUGAUCUUGGUAAACCAUCGUACCAGCAAAAGGAACGUGGUGCUCUUCUUGGCCAAGGUAUUCUUACUUCCAAUGGCACUUAUUGGGUUCAUCAGAGGAAAAUUAUUGCCCCGGAACUCUACAUGGACAAGGUCAAGGGAAUGACAGGUGUAAUUACAAACUCAGCUUUAACUCUAGUGAAGAAUUGGAGACAAAGGAUUGAGGCAUCAGAAGGAAAAGUGGCGGAAAUCAAAAUCGACAAUGACAUGAGGAGUUUUUCCGGCGACGUAAUCUCAAUGACGUGUUUCGGGAGCAAUUUCUCAAAAGGAAAAGAGAUUUUCAAGAAACUAAAAGCCCUUCAAGAUGCAACCUCAAAGAAAGGUCUCACAUGUGGAAUCCCGGGUUUGAGACAUAUUCCUACAAAACACAAUAGAUUGACAUGGGCAUUGGAUAAGGAGGUAAAGACUUUGAUACUAAAGGUUGUGAAAGAAAGAGUCCAAGGUUCAUACGAAAAGGAUUUGCUACAAAUGCUUUUAGAAGGAGCAAAGAACAAUGUUGAACUCAGCCAACCACAUGUAAUCGACAAAUUCAUCGUGGACAAUUGUAAGAACAUAUACCUAGCUGGAUACGAAACAACAGCUGUAUCCGCCGCCUGGUGCUUAAUGCUUUUGGCGGCGGACAAACAAUGGCAAGACAGAGUUCGAGCCGAGGUUGUUGAUGUUUGUCAUGGAAAAAACAACCUCGACUAUGACUCCGUCAAGAAGUUGAACCAAUUGAACAUGGUAAUUCAUGAGUGUCUUCGCCUCUACCCUCCUGUGGCCGUGGUGUCGCGUGAGGCUCUUAAGGACAUGAAAUUUGGAGACUUGAAUGUACCCAAGGGUGUGAAUCUAUGGGCAUUAGUGUUAACACUUCACACGGAUCCUGAAAUAUGGGGUCCUGAUUCAUUGGAAUUUAAACCUGAGCGGUUUACUAAUGGUAUAACCGGAGCUUGCAAGAUACCACAGUAUUACAUGCCAUUUGGGGUCGGGCCUCGUGUCUGUCUUGGACAGAACCUUGCUAUGGUAGAGCUUAAAAUACUCGUCGCGCUUAUUGUCUCCAACUUCUCCUUCUCUUUGUCUCCUAACUAUCUUCACUCACCGGCGCUAAACUUGGUUAUUGAGCCCGGUCAUGGGGUCGAUAUCUUAGUUAAGAAAUUAUGA